This is a messenger RNA of Dipodomys spectabilis (banner-tailed kangaroo rat), 7949 nucleotides long. It is a transcript of the gene Uhmk1, whose product is annotated as U2AF homology motif kinase 1. Gene Ontology annotation, biological process: regulation of protein export from nucleus; positive regulation of translational initiation; peptidyl-serine phosphorylation. The transcript has 8 exons. Gene Ontology annotation, cellular component: nucleus; neuronal ribonucleoprotein granule. The coding region runs from base 212 to 1471 and encodes 419 amino acids. Gene Ontology annotation, molecular function: protein serine/threonine kinase activity; ATP binding; ribonucleoprotein complex binding. The record is from RefSeq and is a predicted model, not a curated record. Lineage: Eukaryota; Metazoa; Chordata; Mammalia; Rodentia; Heteromyidae.
CCUCCACUUCCGGCCUCACGGACCCCCGGAUGCAGGACGGUUUCCGCUGUCAUGGCAGCCUGAGGUCCCCGGAGGGAGUCGGUGCGGCGGCUGCAGGCCCCUCCCUGCGGAGCCGCGGGUCGGGCGCGCGGGGAUGUGACGGCGGGCCCGGUCGGCCUGCCCCAGGCGUGCGGUCCACUGCCGUGUCAGCCAGCGCCCUCAGCCCGCGGCGAUGGCGGGGUCCGGCUGUGCGUGGGGCGCCGAGCCGCCGCGCUUCCUGGAGGCCUUCGGGCGGCUGUGGCAGGUACAGAGCCGCCUGGGGAGCGGCUCCUCGGCCUCCGUGUACCGGGUGCGCUGCUGUGGCACCCCGGGCUCGCCCCCCGGCGCCCUCAAGCAGUUCCUGCCUCCCGGGACUACCGGGGCCGCCGCCUCGGCUGCCGAGUACGGCUUCCGCAAAGAGAGGGCGGCUCUGGAGCAGCUGCAGGGGCACAGGAACAUCGUGACUUUAUAUGGAGUCUUUACAAUUCACUUCUCUCCGAAUGUGCCAUCACGGUGUCUGUUGCUUGAACUCCUGGAUGUGAGUGUAUCGGAAUUGCUUUUAUAUUCCAGUCACCAGGGUUGUUCAAUGUGGAUGAUACAGCAUUGUGCCAGAGAUGUUCUGGAAGCCCUUGCUUUUCUUCAUCAUGAAGGCUAUGUCCAUGCAGACCUCAAACCACGUAAUAUUUUGUGGAGUGCAGAGAAUGAAUGUUUUAAACUCAUUGACUUUGGACUAAGCUUCAAAGAAGGUAAUCAGGAUGUAAAGUAUAUUCAGACAGACGGGUAUCGGGCUCCAGAAGCAGAACUUCAAAAUUGCUUGGCCCAAGCUGGCCUGCAGAGUGAUACAGAAUGUACCUCAGCUGUUGAUCUGUGGAGCCUAGGAAUCAUUUUACUGGAAAUGUUCUCAGGAAUGAAACUGAAACAUACAGUCCGAUCUCAGGAAUGGAAGGCAAACAGUUCUGCUAUUAUUGAUCAUAUAUUUGCUAGUAAAGCAGUGGUGAAUGCUGCAAUUCCAGCCUAUCACUUACGAGACCUUAUCAAAAGCAUGCUUCAUGAUGAUCCAAGCAGAAGGAUUCCUGCUGAAAUGGCAUUGUGCAGUCCAUUCUUUAGCAUUCCUUUUGCCCCUCAUAUUGAAGAUCUGGUGAUGCUCCCUACUCCAGUGCUAAGAUUGCUGAAUGUGCUGGAUGAUGAUUAUCUUGAAAAUGAAGAGGAAUAUGAAGAUGUUGUAGAAGAUGUGAAAGAAGAAUGUCAGAAAUAUGGACCAGUGGUAUCUCUGCUUGUUCCAAAGGAAAAUCCUGGCAGAGGACAAGUCUUUGUUGAGUAUGCAAAUGCUGGUGAUUCCAAAGCUGCUCAGAAGUUGCUGACUGGAAGGAUGUUUGAUGGGAAGUUUGUUGUGGCUACAUUCUACCCGCUGAGUGCCUACAAGAGGGGAUAUCUGUAUCAAACCUUGCUUUAAUCAGUAACCUAAGACUUUCCUGUUUCUCCUCUUCCAUUUCCUGGAUUAUUGUAUUCUACACCUGAAUGCAGGAGCAUCCCUUUGCAAUUUUAAGAGGGGGUACUUGUACAUUUAUUUAAUCCUUCCAGUGUGCAGCCAGUGUCAAAGCAGUGACUGCAUUGCAAACGUUUGGCACUGAGUAGGACAAGACCUUUCAGCUAUCCAUGGAGGGGUUCUAGAGCAUCCAUGUGAGAAACCUCUUCUCGUGCAGUAGGGCAGGUGCUGCUCUUCAUUAUGUAACCUAAAGAGUUAUUAAUUAUUUCAUAUGAUCAUGAAGCAAGGAUCAGUUAGAUAUCAUAGUGAAUAUUAAAUUCAUUAGGGUUGGUGACAUCACAGAUUAUUCCUUUAUGUUGUCAGGUGGUCUUAUUGUUGAUAUCCAUAGCUGGCACUGAAUGCUCCCAAUAAUGUUAAGUAAUUGUCAAGCAGCAGUUACCCACUGUGUUCCUAACACUGAGUUAUGAAUUUUUUUAAGGGAGUACUGUAGUACUUAAUAUUCCUUUAAAGAAACUGCAGUGAGCCUAUCAACAUUUUUUAAAUUAUUAUUAAGGCUUUUUAAAUAGAAAGCUGAUGCUUGAUCUUGCACAAUUUUUAUGUCUAGUAUGUAUGCUUGAGUGGGUAUGCAAGUGUGAAAGAUUAGAGAAAAUUUGAGUCAGUGUUGUUUAUAGUGUGAAUCUUGUGAGCUAAUACAGUCUACACCCAUCUCCUUCCUACCCGUUCCAUAGCUAUAAUAUUUAGAAUAUUGGUGUUUUUUUUUUCCUUUGAUGGUUGGUCUGACUGAUAGAAUGUAAAUGACAAAAUAGUUCAUUCCUAAGAGACUUCAAAUAAAUUGGAGUCUAGACCAGGGUUAUAUUGAAACUCUUUAAGUAAUUGAAAAAAAAACAAAAAGUGGUACAUAUAAAUUACUCUAUCCUUCAGUCUAGUCUCUGGAUUGGCUUAUCUAUUUUUGUCUUGAAUCUUCUGUAAUUGUAAGAUCUCUCAAGAUAUGAUUCUACUUACUCUGAUAAAAAAAAUUGCAGUGUGGAUUAAAAAGGAAAUUGGAUGGACAGUGAAGGGAAAAGAAAAAAAUGCAAAGUGGAUAAUUAAGGAUCCUAUUUUUCUUCUAUUCUGCCUCUUAUCUGCCUCCCCUGUACUCUUGUUUUCUCCUCCAAUGCUUUGCCUCUGUCAUUAGCUGAAGAAACAGUAGAGGAACAGCAUCCCAGGUCAUCUGCCUUUGACUGUAGGAAGUAAAGAAAGGUACAGAUAUAAUAAGGUAGGAUAGAAAGAAAGAAGAAAAACUGGGUUAAAGGAUUCAUAACAAUAAAUGUGUUCCUGAAUAGACAAUGCCAGUAUAGUGUGUGAAGGCACAGGUUUUAAUCAACUUCAUUAAGUACUUUUUAAGAAUUAUAAUUGCGGAUUUUUUUCAGUUUAUGGUAAACUGCCUUUAAAGAUAUAUAAAAUUAGGAAUCCUUUAUGAAGCACUGAUUAUACAAAAAAUACGGUAAGUUGUAUACAGUUCACAAUCAAUCAUGAUUUUUUUCCUGUUUCCUUACCUGAAUGAAAAUUUGCUGCUGAAAGCUUACUCAUGUAGUCUUCCCUUGCAUGUAUCAUGCAAGUUACUGAGUCUUAAUUUUAAUUUUCGAGAAUUGUUUUACCAUGUUCAAACAAUCACUGACAUUUAGUUGUAGUAAUCAAAUUAUUCAGGAUUCUCCUUUAGUAUUUAUUAUGAAGCCAAAUUUGAUAUAAGGGGGCUGAUUUGUGAAUUAGCAAAAGAUCUUGUUGCAAUGUUCUCAAUAUGAGCCCUUAGAAGAACCAUUAUUUUUUAUUUUGGCCCUUUCAGGAGUGGAUUUGGUUGGUUGACUUUCAAGUCAGAAUCAGAGGACAUAAAUAGAACUGGUACUGUGAAGACCUGAGGUUUUCUAAAACAUCAGUGUUUGUAUGGCUAGCUAUUUCUACAGUAACUAGCAAGAAGAGUUCCUUCCUUAUAGACCUACUGAUGAACACAGUACAAAUAAAUUUCUUUUGAGGGCAAGUAUUUUAGGUUAACACAUGUACUUCUUUCCCCUACCCUUAACCAAGAAGAGAAAUCUUUACAAAGAAAUUGCAGGUAGGCUUUUAAGCUUAGUAGUGUAGUAUGCUGCUAACAUUAAUGCUGCACCUACGGUAUUCUUUGACCACCUUACUGUGGAUGUACUCAUACCUACUGUAGUGUUUAACACUGUAGAAUUUAUUACAGAAGAUGCUAACUAGAGAGGUGAGAGAAUAAUUGAUGGGCCUAAAUAACCAUGCAUUGAAUUAACUUUUAUAGUAAAUCCACAGAAUUGAGGAAAGUUGCUUACUAUGAUUUAAGUCAUUUGAUAGCUUUUAGCCCAUUCUACCAAAGAUGUUAUUUGCAGAUUCCCUCCCACCCUCCUCUAAUAUUAUAAGAAGUUUCAUCUUAAUAUCUUUCCUAAACUGGAACCAAAUAUAAAAAGAUACAAUCUUCAUGAUUCGCUUAGUAUGAAAUGUAUGCACAGGAAUUUUGAUUCUUUGAAAUGAUUGAAGACCUAGAAAUUUUCUUAUUGAGAUACAGGGUAAAGAGGUAAGUGUUCUUAUCUCUUCACCCCUAAUCUUUGGGGCAAAUUUUAUCUCAGGUGAUUUUUCUUUCUGUGCUUCCUUCCCUCUGGCCUUCUCAGUUUCUUCCUUAUUGUUCAUGGCAGUGCAUGGCACAUGAUGCCCCAGGAAAAGCAUAGUAAGUGAUUAUUUUAGAGGAACAUGGGUUCUUGAAAAGCAUAAUUGGAAGAGAUAGCAAAACUGUAUAGUUAGAGGAGAAAGGAAAUGAAUUGUACUAGCUAAAAGUAAGUGCUGACUACAUUUUAAAAUAAUUGAAGAAAAAUACUGUCCUUGCAAUAAGUGAUCUCGUUUAUGAACACUGGAUGUCUUCCUGGCUUUUGUGGCCAACAGAGCAUCUCUCUUUAGAGACAUUCCCUUUCCAGUACCUUGAGCCAAAACUAUGGCUAUAAAAGAACAAAAGCCACAAAUACAGUUUUACUCAUCCUGUUCUUCAUUUUAAUUUAGAGGUGUGUAACUUUCUCUUGGUACCCAAUGCUGAAGAGUUUUGAGAUAGGUUGUUAACCUGCUAGUAACAGUGCUGCCAUGUAGAAGAAGUUGAAGAACAAGUAUAGGCAUAAAUCUUAUUUCUGUUCCUACACUGGACUUUGUUCUGGUAAGAGGAUCAGAAUUAAAGGCAGAAUUAAAAAAAAAAAAACCUUUUUAGAUGCUAUUUCAUAGCUCUUUUUUUUAGUUCAUUGACCAAAUGCAGGUUACUCAUUUUGGCAUCAUUUUGUCUUAGGUCUUACUUUCUGACUUCCUAAAUUGGGUGUAUCUUACCUAAUUCUUCUAUCAGCUGUACUUCUCAGUGUGGCUUUCUUUUAUGAUUAAUGAAAAUCGCCACAAUAACUGAUAGUAAUUCUAACAAGAGGGUUAGGGAGUUAAGACACUCAGAAAAAUACAUUUUACCGAGGUGUAUACAAGAGUACAUACUAGGUGGCUUUAUUCAGAUUAGGGUACAGAUGGGAUCACAUCACAAUAUUUAGUCUGAUGUGUGCGUAAAGAUUUGAGCAAGUGCCUUUUGUUUCCUGGAAAAUUAAAACUCAUUUGGGUGAAAUCUCCCAAGUGGUAAUUAAACCUCUGCCUUUUUCUCAGAAUAAAGCUAUUGAGUCACAUAAUAUAACAUACAAAAGUCCAAAAUUUCCUUAGACUAUUCAUAUUUGAUUUUAUUCCAAUAUAAUAUAUGUUAGAAAAGUUCAGUUAUCUAGUAAAUCUAAUUCUCCCUUGGAUGUUCCCUUUUUGAAAUGAGGUCCCUUUCUCAAAUCUUAACACUCUCAUUGUCUAAUAUAAUUUAUUUUUGUCAAACAUAGUCACAUAUAGACCAGUUCUUAUUCACAAUUAGCCCAAAAGAAUUUCCAUUUCUUUUCAAGGUGCUUUGUAAAUCACCUUUAUUUUGAGAUGGUAAUUUUUCAAGUUACUGUUAUUAACUUUCUCAAUGGAUAUACAAACAUUGUGUCUCCAUUUUAUGAAGGUUACCAGAUUACCAGUCUCCUUUGGUACAUUCAUAUUUUAUGUCUUUAGAAUACCCAGAAUUUUAAAGAUUUGUUUUAAUUCUUUACUCACUAUGUUUAUCUUGCUUUUAUCCUAGCCAUCUCUCCCAAGUGUUUUUCACUGUUUUAAAUUAUAUGAUAACUGAUGGAUUUAUACUAUAGCAAAUACUGUGGACAUUUAGGAAGGCAAACAACAUUAAUUAUUUUUUUCUGUAAUUUUAUAGGAAAAAAUGGUCUGUCAAAAAUAUAAAGUAAGCAUUUAGGAAACUAUAUUUUAUAAAUGAUCAUGAAAGUGAUUGCAUUUUAUUCAUUUGUCAUGAAAGUGAUUGCAUUUUAUUCAUCUACAGCUCAGCACUUUUUUAAUUCUUUGUACUACAUAUGAGGAUUAUUAUUUUAAGUUGGCAUAGUUUGUGCCUUUUAGAAUUAUCAUAAACAUGAGUUACAUUUAUGGCACCAUGCAUACUGGAAAUCAGGGGAACUUUCCCAAUAAUUGCCUGAGUAUUACCAUUAAAUUGGGUAGCUGCCACAAUAACAUGGAGAAAAUUGAUGGCUCUUUGUAAUGCUGUGUAUAUGAAUUAAACAUUUUAAAGGCAAAGAAAAGCACUCUUACUUACCUUAUAUGACCAUUAAUCUUUGUUUUGUAAAAGAACUAAUUUUGUUUUACUACUUUAUAUAAUGAAAAUAAGUCAUUCACAGGGGAAAAAAAACUGGAACUGUUCCUUUUUAUUUUUUCUUUUCAUUUUAGGAAAGUCUUACAUAAAAACCAGAGCUACUUGCUUCUAUAAACUAUUGAUUAUCAGAAUUGCUUUUAGUCACUUUUUUUAAAAUCCCACAUUUGAAAUGCCUUGUCUCAAAAUCUCCCCUCAAUAAUAUUCAUGAUAUCAGGACAUUGAGUAUGUAAAAGCAAAUGUAGUGAGGUAUUCUAAAGCAUGCGUAUAUUGACUAAUCUCUAUAAUUAUUUGAAUUAUCUAUAUCUGAAUUAUUUAUUAGGAUGGGUUGUCAGAAGACUGAUAAAUUUAAUAGUAAAGAGAAGAAAGAUUAUAAAAAUAGAGAGAUGAAGGAAGAAAAUGGCUCUUACUGCUAUUAGUAAUCUUCCAUAUAGUUAAUCAUCUAAAAAUGAUAUUUAUUUUUUAAAAAUCCAGACUUGAUAGCUGUAGCAUAAAAACAUUGCCUUUUCUACACAUUCCUCAUUUCCCCCAGAAAAUUAUUAGAGUUUAUGAAACCAGUAUAAAUACUCAUAUUCAAUGUGUCUUAAUUUUUUAAAAGUAAAUAUUUAAAUCCCAGCUUUUUUGUAUUUGGUGUACACUACCAUCCAUGUGCAUCAAGGAUAGAAAGAAAUGGGAUCAGCUGUCUUGUAUGUGUUUCCUUUUGCUCACUGGAUACAGUGGGUGACAUUUGUAUGCACGAGCUGCACAGUUACAGCACCUUAUGGAACUUAGUAAUGUUUAUUUAUUAUAGUAAAAGAAAGUUUCAUUUUGUAGAUUACUUACUUUGCAGAAGUACAAACCUGUCAUAUCUUUCAUAUCUUUUCCAGAAGGAUUUACUCUUUCAAUCUGACUUCAUUUCUGAAAAAUCUUAAGUAAUUUAACAUUCCUUAAUAAUCCUUUGGACAGUGUCAAAUCUGAGGUAGAAGGAAUUUUUCCCUAAAAAGGGCUCCAUUUUUCCUGUCUUUUAAUCACUCUUGCAAAUCUGAUUAUGAUUCAUAAAGCUUAAGUUUAUGACCUCCUAUGUCAGCACUGGAGUAGUUAUUGGUCGUGAAUAUUAAAACAUUGCUACUAUUUUCCCUUGAAAACAUGGGAUUGCUGUUUUUGAUAAGAAGAUACGGUUAAAAAUGUGAAAGAUCACUUAAACCAAAGCCAGUUAAGAGGAGUAUUCUCUCCUGUUGGUUUACCUUCACCUCAGAACUACAAGAAUAUCACAAUAUACAACGAAUAGCUGUCUGUAACAUUUCUACCAGUUGUGUCAAUAGCAUAUUGGUCUUGACAUUUCUUGGCACUGUGGUUCUCUGUUUUUUGUGAUGUCUUAAUUUGUAAGUUAGUUUUUUGUUUGUUUGUUUAACUAAAUGGGACUAUAAAUGUAGAUAGAUGUGUGUCAGUACCAAGAAGUUCUUUUCUCAAAUCCCUAAAUUUCUGAUUUCCAUUAAGUCUAGUAUUUCUUUUUUCUUCUGAGUAGCAAAGGACUUUUAUUUUCAGUUUUCCUAUAGACCUAUAAAAUAUGAAUACUGUGUUUCAAUGGACUUAUUGCGUACUUUUUGCUGAAAUUUUUUUCUGUAAACACAAUUGCCUUGUUCAGUUUUGUUGUAAACUGACUUAAGAUGCACUGUUGAUAUGCUUUCCAGUGAGUGUUUGAUAAGAGUGAUAAAAUAAAGCUUAAAGAUAAAGGAA